AUGGUGGUGGAAAGAGAAGACUACAAAGAUCUGUCUUCUGGCCUUUCUUCUGUUCCACAGAUAGCAUUCAAUGCUUCCAAGAGGACAGACGUUCCCUUCCUUCCUGACAAAUCGACCCAUCUGCUCCGACAAAUACGAGAAUGGGCCAACAGUCGUGAUGAAAAACACAUCUUCUGGCUAUCUGGUGGACCAGAGAGUGAGAAGACUUUAAUUUCUCGCAUAGUUGCCCGGGAAUUCCACGAUAAAGGAUGUCUAGCAGCGAGUUUCUUCUUUUCUAGUGGCGACAUUGAUGCGGGCCACCUUGGCAAAUUCGUUACUAGCAUUGCAUUCCAGCUGACUGAAUACUCCGCCGCUCUCAAAGAUUCCAUCAAUGAAUGUAUUAUGGAGGAGGAUGACAUUUCGAGGAAGGAUUGGCGCCAUCAAUGGGGAAGGCUUAUCAGUGGUGGAUUAUAUCGCUCGGUAACAAACUUGAACUCUCAUCAACCGCUGAUUAUCAUCAUUGACGCCCUGGAUGAGUACGAAGUGGGAGACCAUGAUAUUCGAGAACUGCUUAGCUAUAUAAGCAGUACAAGUAGCACGCUACACCGGGAGGCUGUGCGUCUGCGAUUCUUCAUUACCACUGGCAGCCGACCGUCGAAUCGAAUACAAGCAGCAUUCGACAAAAUAAGUGUGACCCAAUAUGACAGUUUCGCCCUUGACGACGACUUCAUGGAAAUAGUGCCUUACGAAGGACAACUGCCUCUACCGCUGGAUAAUACAAACCCCGCUGAGCCACGAACAGAAGCACUCACAUUGAUACUGAGGAAUUGCACCAAAUACUGUCACUAUGAAGAAGAGAGAGCUGUGCUUGACUCCACACUGCGAGAAGUCCUGAGUACUAGUCUUGUUCUCUUCGCUCCACUUCCAAUUUUUGCCUUGGCUGAAACAAUUGAAAAGCCCAGAAGCAGCAUAGAAAAUAUUCUCUCCAACCUCCGUCCACUCGGUCUUUCACUCAGCGACUUUCUUAAUAUACAGAGCUGGAAUGAUCUGGGGUUACGAGUUGAUGAGAAAGAGGCACAUGGUCUUCUAGCAGGGAGGUGUAUACAGCUCAUGGUCAGCAAACUCAAGAAAAGUCUCUGUGAUCUGGAUACUACAUCUGCGGGUCUGGUGUAUCGCAACGGGUUGGAGGAUUACAUACCAGCAGAACUAAGAUAUGCAUGUUGCUACUGGAUUCAGCAUCUCUACCAGAGCAACUUUCGGGACAAAAGUGGCCAGAUUUUCUACUUCUUGCAUAGACACUUCCUCCAUUGGUUCGAGGCUCUUGCUUUGUUACAGAAGACCCGUGAUGGAAUUCAUGCAAUAAAUUUGCUGGAAAGCAUGACUGAAGUAUUUCAAGACUUAUGUACCUUCAUCUGCUAUAUGAAAAAAUUCGCCCUCCGUUACCAUUCCAUUGCUGAGAAGGAUCCUCUGCAAAUCUACACCUCAACGAUCACUGUCCAUCACGAGAAGAGCAGAGUGCAGAGGCUUUUCAAGGAUCAAGUCCCCAAGUGGAUCUGUCUAUCCACAAAUGCCCGAAACGAAUGGAACUCAAUGCUGUAUCAGCUGGAAGGCCAUUCUGACGCCAUUGUUGAUUUCGCUUUUUGUUGUGAUGGCCUCAUGGAAUCUUUCUAUUUCGGAAGAGCUGCGCGUUUUUUGAGAAACCCGUCCUCUUUCGAUAAACCGCCGUUCCCUUCUGGAAAAAUGACGUUGGCUGUUUCGGCUGACGGCACCAAGCUGGUAUCGCCGAUGUUUAAAAUUGUGCAACUGGACACUGUUGUCUGUCAGAUAGAGCAAGAAUACAGUUUUCAAGGAGAAAGAGUAGCGCUUUCACCAGAUGGCAGCCAGACAGCAUCGACAGACAAGUCAAACCUCGUCCUAAUCUGGGAGAGCGACACAGGCCAUGUGCAGCAAAUUCUCGAUGGCACUUCGCCUCGAUCGCAUGUCUCGACCAAGGUCUGUGAUUGUGAUUCCGAUUGGCAAACUGGUCUUCUGCAAUGGGUCAGUGCAGGGCUAGUGCAGAUUCUCGGCUCUCAUAUCUCGGUAGCUGUCUCAGGUGACGGUAUUAAGCUAGCAGGGGCAGGUUGUCGUUUCCCGAGAGGGUAUUUUCCGAUAAAUGGUCAAUACGGCCAAAGCUCUGGCUUAAUCCGACUCUGGAAUCCCAACGCAGGCCAAAUCAAGCAAACCUUCAACUUUGACACCACCGAAAUGCUAGAUGACAGUGGAGAGGAUUCGGAGUUACCCUAUGCCAUCAAAAUCUGGGAUAUUAGCACCGGCGAAGUAAAGCGAAUCUUUCACUAUAACUAUAAAUUCUAUCCCGUUUUGGCUUUUUCGCCUGACUGUAGCAGUCUGGCGAUCGCAUUGGGCUCCCACAUCCGAAUUUAUGACCUCAACAAUGGGCAAAUGGAGGAGGUCUUUGGUGGCCAUUCUAGCACAGCUAGUCGCAUCUCAACCAUGAAGUUCUCACCGGAUGGCAGCAAAUUGAUAUCAGGAUCAGAAGAUACAAUCAUUCGUGUGUGGGAGGUUGGCGUCCAGCAAAAGAGCAAAUCCCGGCCCCAUUCGUCAAUCUUGACAGCGUUGCGACAGUGGACCUCUCAGGGAGACCUGAUGAAACCAAUUAUGAUAGAUCUUCCAGCUAAUUAG
Molecule: messenger RNA, 2658 nt
Organism: Penicillium malachiteum
Lineage: Eukaryota; Fungi; Ascomycota; Eurotiomycetes; Eurotiales; Aspergillaceae
Product: WD40 repeat domain-containing protein
Exons: 4
Coding region: 1-2658 (885 amino acids)
Molecular function (GO): protein binding
Source: RefSeq, a predicted model, not a curated record